Messenger RNA from Suillus fuscotomentosus, 3549 nucleotides. RefSeq lists its product as uncharacterized. The coding region runs from base 1 to 3549 and encodes 1182 amino acids. Gene Ontology annotation, cellular component: nucleolus. The transcript is spliced from 11 exons. NCBI's taxonomy places the organism in Eukaryota, Fungi, Basidiomycota, Agaricomycetes, Boletales, Suillaceae. The record is from RefSeq and is a predicted model, not a curated record. Gene Ontology annotation, biological process: maturation of LSU-rRNA from tricistronic rRNA transcript (SSU-rRNA, 5.8S rRNA, LSU-rRNA); maturation of 5.8S rRNA from tricistronic rRNA transcript (SSU-rRNA, 5.8S rRNA, LSU-rRNA).
AUGCACACGUGUUUCAGUCAUUUUCAAGGAGUGCGUAGACACUCGGACUCUAGCACGAGUCCAGAGGUCGAAGACUUCCUGACGAAAAUCGAAGGAGUACCUUUGCCUGAAAGCUCAAGUGCACGCAUCCACAACGCAUACGAACUUGUUGACUGGUUGCGCUUCGUAAAUACCACACUUCAGCCCCAGGAUAUCGUCCGACUUUCGGUCGUGGUCGAACGCUUCCAUCCUCCUGCUCUCAAGGAUCUAUUCGAGAACCUUCCACCCGCGAAUUCGAAGCUCCUCCAAGUGCUUUCCUUUGAUUGGAUGUUCACGCAAAGCUCUGAAGCUGACAUGGCGAACCAGCAAUGCCGCGAAAUCAUGCUGGAGUGUCUGUUUCUCCGAUCACCAGCGCGGGUUCAGAUUGAACAUGCCGUUUGCAUCAUCGCACAUGAUAUCUGCUCGAUCAUGGAACGGGAAUCUCUUGUGUGCGAUCUGCUGCUUUUGCUAUCCGCGAUCAUGCAGAGGGCACUCGGUGAACUCUCAAAGGAAGAUGGCGCUCGGCUGAAGGAGUUUGUCCUAUUGAGGGCACCAUCUAUCCAUGGCCUGAGCAUGUCUAGAGAUCUGCCUGAUGCCAUGCAAGAAGCUCUAUGUGCGCUUCUCGAUGUGUCUCUUGACCCCAGCAGUGAGGGUGAUAGGACAAUGGUCUCCUCGAUUUGUACGUACUGGACGGAGUGUUUCAAGGCAUCGAUUCGGUCAGGAUCACUGCAGACGGGACGUUCCAUCAAGUUAUGGCUACGUUAUACAGACCCAAACAAUCUUCUUAACAUCAUUGAUCAGGCGUGCGAUGCCAAUAACGUUAACCUUACGCCAUCUGUGCUGGAGGUUCUGGAAUUUGCCCUCGAUACCCUGAGGGGUUCUUUCACAUGUGCUAGUUCGAGGAUCCCUAUUUCGCAGCUCCUCAGGUUAUAUCGGGCAUUGCCUGACUCCGAGGUGCUCGAAGAAAUGAUUGCUGUUGCAGUGACUUCGCAUCUUCCGCCAUGCCAUGACGGGCGGCAUCCACGAGCGAAGACAUCGAACUUUUCCUUAUCACCUCGAUACCUGCCAGCUUCCGGAAGUUCACAAUUGGGCGUGCUGCCCUCUGAUUUCGUCUCGGGGCUGUUUCAAAAGGCGAUUUGGACGGAAUCUACGUCACGCAUUGUGUCCGGGCUGGUUUAUGCACAAUCCGGUGUUGCAAAGGAGUUUGUCGCGUGGUUCAACUCGGGAGCUUGGACGACCAUUCCGUUUGAGCAUCUGUUACCAGCAGUGCAUGCUGUUUUUGAUUCCCUGGGUGGUGACGCCAUCGAUUUGUUUCAUGAUACCGUUACGAUUGCCCUCUUUGAUCGUAUGUUGCCUCAGCGUCGUCACCCUGAGGGCCUGAGACAGUUGUGCAUCCGCUGCAUCUGCAUCCUAAUCAAGGCAGAUUUAACUCGGAAGCAACAGCUCGCCAGCCUGCUACAGAAGAAUAUGCAACGCCUUGCUGUCGACCAAUUCGCCCUCGAAAGCGUAUCCAUUGCCUCUCGCUUGCAAUCAUUUUCCCCGCUGGCCGAUCUCGUGACAGAUUUAUCUGAGCGUGCACUGCAAUGGGCUGUGCGCCAUUUCUCUGGCCCUGAGGGCGAAGAUGAAGAGGACCAAUUGAUUUUAGCCCAAUUAACGAAAAUUGCCAAGCAAGGAUUAAAGGCAAAAACAUACUUCGUAGAGCCUCUAUUGACUACUAUCAUUCAGAAUCGACUUGCCGAUACUGUUGCUCUCGAUAUUGGCAUUGCCUUACUGCAGUGCUCGCCUCUUAAGCCCGUCGUUGUGAAUCGAACUCUGCAGAAUAUACUUCAACACCCUCAGUUCUUUAAACUAUGUGGUUCUGAAGAGUCAUCUCGAAGAGAUCUUAUCAUCCGUUUUAUCGCUGCCCUAUUCCGACUCCACCCCACUAACACAUGUCAGCCUUCACAUAUCAUGCCACUCGUGCGCAUAUACGGCGGAACCAUCUCCGCCUCAGAUCGAAACCUAUUGAACAUUUUCCGUUUAUUCGAGGUUGAAAGGCUGACGCCUAUAUCAUCUAUUCUCGUCAAGUGGUCACCUUCCCCUGGUAUAUCUAUUUCAAGCCAGCUUGAUGCAGUACAAAACAUGGAUCCUAUACGCAUGUUGAGAACCUGUCAUGUGUUCCCGAUAUGGAGACGUAUGUCAGACGAACAGGAGGACGAGAAGGUUGGCCUGGAUGAGCAGGUUUAUGAUCCCUUAUUCGUAACUUUGCUCGUUGCCCAAAUGCUUACGCAUCAUCCUCCAACUUCGUCGCUUGAAUGGGUGCAGACGUUCCGAUCGAACGUUUUUAGUUUGCUUAUCCGCUGCUUGUCUGCAAAAGAUGAAAAGAUUCGUGAAGCCUCGCUUGGUUUGUUGGCAAGGGUGUGGAAAUCUGUAGAGCUUUCGGAAAUGCAAGAAAAGCAGCACGCGCUGUACAUCUUUAACCUCCUGAAGAAUCUUAUCAAGCCCUCAUCCGAUGGUCCUCCCUUACGGUUACCUUCGUUUGCAUCGUUGAUCCUAUCUCACGCUCUUCGUGGGGUGUUUUAUCCUUCCAAUUUUAUCUACCCACGCACGGCGCGUUUCCUUCUUCAGCGCCCAGAACUCGACGUGACUGAUGUGCCAAUGCUAUAUGGCAUGCUUUAUGGCAGUUCGGAUAACUGGAAGAAAGAGCGUGGAUGGAUCGUUAGGUUCCUUUCUGACGGCAUGAUGAGUACAGAAGAUUGGAAGGUGCUUAAACGUCGACAUACAUGGGAUCUUCUUUCCAGUCUUGUGCAGAGCUCAGUUCGCGAUCAAGCGUUACGACGCGCAGUACUGGAGGUGCUCGCCAACCUGACUUCCAAUGUCCAGGCAACGACUUCUCUCGUUUUGAAGUCAUCUCUUCUAUCCUGGAUCGAGAUGCAAGUAAAAAUACCACACAUCAACGAAGACACUCUUGCCUGGCUAAAGAUCCUUGAAAACAUUCUGACCACAGCCAAUACUGCGAAACUGCAGCGGGCUACGAACGGUCAGUGGCAAGAUGCUCUGUGCAGAUGCUUGUCGCUGGUUUUACAGAAUUGCAAUGCGCCAUCGCUCCCCAUUCUUCAACAAGCCGCUCGCGUCACGCUACGAUUAAGUCUAGCGUCUCAGACCUCAAUUUUUCAUCUGUCAGAUGUUUUCAGGGUGGUAAUUGGCAUUCUCGAGCAACUGGAGCAUUGCAUAGAUUUCAGCAAGUCUAGUUCGGUCAACGGACCUGCCAUCCCUUCUAAGCCGCCGUACCACGGUCAUGGGUUGCAUAUUCAACCACCAGUACCCGAUCCCCUGCGUGCGUGGGGUGGUAUUGUCGAGGACUUAUGGCAGGCGAGUAUGGGGCUCGACGAAAAUUUUGUGAAAUGGGAUGCCCUGACAGGCAGGCUACUACAUUGGAGAGGUAUCGUCGGUGAGGAUGGCAGCCCAAUGGGUGAAUGGGCGAGACUGGAAGCUGUCCGAGUAUCUCUGUCAUCGAUAACCAACUGCGUCCAAUCAACGCAGAUGGCGUGA